Molecule: messenger RNA, 681 nt
Organism: Corapipo altera (White-ruffed manakin)
Lineage: Eukaryota; Metazoa; Chordata; Aves; Passeriformes; Pipridae
Gene: NUDT8
Product: nudix hydrolase 8
Exons: 4
Molecular function (GO): coenzyme A diphosphatase activity
Source: RefSeq, a predicted model, not a curated record
GCGGCGGUGCCGGGCGCGGUUGGCGGCGCGGGGGGCGCGGCGGCCGCUGCCGCGGUGCUGGUGCCGCUGUGCUCGGUGCGCGGCCGCCCCGCGCUGCUCUUCACGCUCCGCUCCCGCCGCCUCGGCGGCCCCCACAGCGGCGACGUCAGCUUCCCCGGCGGGCGGCGGGACCCGGCGGACGCGGACGCGGUGGCCACGGCGCUGCGGGAGACGCGGGAGGAGCUGGGGGUGGCGGUGGCAGCAGCCAGCGUGUGGGGACAGCUGCGGACCCUGCCCGACCGGAAAGGAAUGACCAUAGCGCCCGUCGUGGCCAACCUGGGGCCGCUGGAGGCCUUGACACUGACCCCCAACCCCGACGAGGUGGAGGAGGUGUUCACCCUGCCCCUGGCUCACCUGCUGCAGGAGGAGAACCAGGGCUACACCCACUUCCGCACGGCCACCGGCUACGGGUACACCCUGCCCGUGUUCCUGAACGGCCCCCACAGGGUGUGGGGGCUCACGGCCAUCAUCACCGAGCUCACCCUGGAGCUGCUGCUGCCCGGCCGCUACUGCAGGAAGACCCACGUGCCACCCCGGAAACCCGUGGCCUGAGGGAGGAGGGGACAGGGGGCGGCUCUGGGGCACCGAAGCCACCGGUGAUGUUGCACACUGUGAUUCAGUAAAAGCCAUGUUUGGAACUGC